Dermacentor albipictus is the source of this 3222-nucleotide messenger RNA. Lineage: Eukaryota; Metazoa; Arthropoda; Arachnida; Ixodida; Ixodidae. The record is from RefSeq and is a predicted model, not a curated record.
AUGAUCCUAUUACGUGGCAUGAACGCCCAGAUACCGGAUCUAGAUGGCUAUACCGACAACAACGGGAAGUCCAUGCUAGAUCUUGGUUUCUGCCCCGUGGUGGCGACGAGUCAAGACGACACCCACGGAGUCAAGGCAGAGCCAGACACCCCGGCCCUGAAGACAGCCGUGCCAGCGAUUUCCAUGGCUUUCCAGAUGCUCCCGAGCUUCGACGAAAGCACAGAUAAGUGGAAGCCGUACUUGGUCAAAGUCGAGGCGUAUUUCGAAGCAAAUGGCAUCGUUGAGUCAAGCGAGCUUCGGCUAGCUGUUGAGCACCAAGGUGUGUCAGUUGAAUGCACGCUCAUAGUACUAGACUGCACCGGACCAAGCCUGUGCGGUCGAGACCUGUUAACCCUGCUGGAUAGGGCUGGAGUUCCGGUACUGCAAGUCAGUAAAAAAGAAGUGCCGGUGACGGGAGAAGCCAUCAACCACAUCAACGCCUUACGCAGUAACUACGAAGAUGUCUUCUCCGAGGAAUUGGGCCUGAUGAAGGGACCCCCAGCCAGCUUGGUGCUCAAGGACGGUGCGGUAAACAAGUUUUGCAAGGCGCGACCGCUUCCGUACGCGCUCCGCGACAAGGUGGCAAAAGAGCUGGAUCGGCUAGUGUCGCUAGGCAUAAUAUCGCCCAUAAAAUAUUCGGACUGGGCGACCCCCAUAGUACCAGUGCUUAAAAAAUAUGGCACAGUCCGGAUUUGCGGGGAUUUUAAGGCCACCUUGAAUCAUGCUUGUGUACUUGAGCAGUAUCCCCUUCCGGUGAUUGAAGACAUGUUCGCGUCUUUAAGCGGUGGUGAAGUUUUUAGUACACUCGACUUGAAAGAUGCCUACAACCAGGUGCCACUAGACGAAGCUUCACGCAAGCUGUGCGUCAUUAAUACGCACCAAGGCCUAUUCUGUUACAACAGGCUGCCGUUCGGCAUUUCCUCUGCUCCUGCUAUAUUUCAAAGGAAGAUGGAUACCAUUCUAGCGGGCCUGCCUGGCGUUCAGGCAUACUUCGAUGAUGUGCUUGUGUCUGAAAAGGCGGCAGACAACGGAGCUCGGCUGAAAACAGUGUUGGAUCGGUUUCGAGAGCAUGGCGUAAAGCUGCGAUACGACAAAUGCAAUUUCAGCCAGCCAUCGGUUACUUAUCUGGGACACCGUAUCGAUCGUAUCGGUCUUCACCCGACGGAAAAGAACGUGGAAGCUAUCAUGAAAGCACCGAGCCCUCGUAACGUGAGCGAGCUGCGUUCGUUUGUCGGAAUGCUAACAUUUUAUUCAAGGUUUUUGCCGAACAUGUCAAGCGUGUUGUCCCCGUUGUAUCAGUUGCUAGAAAAGAAUGCGCGAUGGCAGUGGAACCAGCCCCAGGAAACUGCGUUCGCCAAGGCCAAACAGUGUCUCAAGAAUGCCGAAGUGCUUGCCCAUUUUGACCCGUUAAAGGAGCUGAAACUCGAGUGCGACGCUUCCCCACACGGCAUUGGCGCAGUACUGUUUCACACAGUAGGCAGCGUCCACAGACCGAUCGGAUUCCGUUCAAGGACUCUCACGAAAGCCGAACGGAAUUACUCGCAGCUGGAGCGUGAGGCGCUGGCACUCGUUUUUGGGGUCACGAGAUUCCGAGACUAUCUGUUGGGCCGUGAAUUCACCUUGGUUACAGACCACCAGCCUCUCCUCGGAUUGCUAAGGGCCGACCGCCCAACACCGUCUAUGGCUGCAGCCCGCAUUCAGCGUUGGGCCCUCUAUCUCGGAGGAUAUUGCUACAAACUUCAGUACACUCCCGGAAGACAACUGCUGAACUCGGACGCCCUCAGCAGGCUUCCGCUGCAAUCACCCGGUCCCAGUAUGGAGCCCCAAGAGCCGCAAGAGUAUGUUUUUUCUUUGGAAAUCCUGGAGGAAGGCACAGUCACGACACGAGAGCUGAAGGACCUUACAGCCGUCGACUCGACACUAGAUCGCGUCAAGCAUUACGUGCUACGUGGUUGGCCUAGAAGCUCGAAAGGACUUGAGCCGUGCCUGGCGGUAUUUUUUGACCGUCGACUGGAGUUGUCCCUGGCACAUGGGUUAAUUUAUUGGGGCCAUCGAGUGGUUAUACCUGCCGGUGCGCGAAAGCGAUUGCUGCAGCUGCUGCAUGAAACCCACCAAGGGUCUUCACCGAUGAAAUCGAUUGCGCGAUCAUUGUUCUGGUGGCCAGGCCUAGACCGAGAGAUUGAGGAAAUGUCGGCUCAGUGCAAGAAUUGCAUCGACAAUUUGCCCAUGCCGCCAGCCGCUCCCCCAGCAAGCUGGCCACAAACUUUUGAGAAGUGGUCGCGCAUCCAUGUGGAUUUUGCCGGACCGAUAGAAGGCAAGAUGGUGCUUGUGCUAAUCGAUUCGCACACCAAGUGGAUAGAAGCGCUUCCUUUGAAGCAAGCUACCUCAACAGCUACAAUCCACUGUUUGCGGGACAUUUUCAGCAGAUUUGGCGUGCCCAGAACGAUAGUUUCCGAUAACGGAACACAAUUCACUAGUCGUGAAUUUGCAACAUUUGUCGAGAACAACAACAUAUCGCACGUUAGGACCGCCCCCUUCCACCCGCAAUCUAAUGGGGCUGCCGAAAGAGCUGUCCGAACAGUAAAAGAGAGUCUUCGGAAGUUGAAGGAAGGAAAACUGGAGCACAAACUAAUGCGACUACUGCUCAAUUACAGAAGGACACCCCAGAAGAGCGGAAAGUCGCCAUCACAGAUGCUUCUCGGAUACCAGAUUAGAUCGCGCCUGGAUACAUGUUUUCCGAAGGGUAGUGGAGACGCACCGUCUGAUAACCAGGAGUGGCUGCCCCAACUAGAGAGCCGUGUGCACGUUCGCAACUAUGGGGCAGGAGACAAAUGGAUACCAGGACAUGUGACAUCUACAUCUGGGACCCGAAUGGUUACAGUAGAAACACCUGGAGCAAUUGUCCGGCGGCACGUGAACCAGGUGCGUCGUCGGCCUACAGAAACGCAGUCACCCGACAUUGCGGAAGACGCGUGCUCGGACGGCGCUACAUUCAGGCCAGAGGAAUCCUCGCCACAGCUCGAUGGGGGACUGGAAGCAUCUGCCUUGCCGCCUGCAGUUGGGGAUCAUCAUGCUGACCGCGCCUUCCCGGCACUUCCGUCAUCCGAAGCAGUAGUGCAAAGCGAACCCGCUCAAGCCUUACGACGUUCUACGAGGACGAGGAGACCUGUUGACCGAUUUUAG